UAGAACUCUCCCUAUGAAAAGAACAAAAAAGGUGUUAAUCAUGGCUGCUCUUAGAAGGACAAGUUUGUUAUUGAAAAAUGUUUUAUGUAAUUCUCGGACCAGAAGUUUGAAUCCUAUGAGAAGUAUUGGAGAAAUAUGGGUCGAUGGAAGCUGUGUUAAUCCUUCGCUAGGAUUAACAGAUGAACAAAAACAGAUACAGAAAGUUGCAACAGACUUUGCCAGAAAUGAGUUAUAUCCUAACAUGGCUAAAUGGGAUGAAGAGGAAAUAUUCCCAGUAGAUACAAUGAAGAAGGCUGCAGAACUGGGAUUCGGAGCUAUAUACUGUAAAGAAGAAAAUGGAGGGACAGGGUUAGGACGUAUGGAUGCAUCAGUGAUAUUUGAGGCAUUGUCUCAGGGGUGUGCCAGCACCACAGCUUAUAUAAGCAUUCAUAAUAUGUGUGCCUGGAUGAUUGAUGAAUUUGGAAACAAAGAACUCCAACAGAAAUGGAUCCCGGAGCUUGGUUCUAUGGACAAGCUUGCCUCCUACUGCUUGACUGAGCCUAACCAUGGGAGUGAUGCAGCUAACCUCAGCACCACGGCUAAAAGACAGGGAGAUAAAUUUAUACUCAAUGGAUCAAAGGCAUUUAUCAGUGGGGGAGGGGACACUGAUGUUUAUGUAGUCAUGUGUAGAACGGGGGAGCAGGGCCCUAAAGGAAUCUCCUGUCUGCUGGUGGAAAAGGGGUCUCCUGGGUUAGCCUUUGGCAAAAAAGAGAAAAAGGUUGGCUGGAACUCCCAACCUACCCGAGCUGUUAUUUUUGAGGAUUGCGAGGUACCUGCUUCAAAUCUGAUAGGGGAGCUAGGGGAUGGAUUUAAGAUUGCCAUGAGAGGUUUGAAUGGAGGAAGGAUCAACAUAGCUUCUUGCUCAUUAGGGGCUGCACAAUCUAGCCUUGAACUUGCCAGGGAUCAUCUCAAAGUCAGAAAACAGUUUGGAAAGACAUUGGACAGUUUCCAGCAUCUCCAAUUCACUUUGGCAGAAAUGGCCACAAAGCUUGUAACCUCGAGAAACAUAGUCAGAAUGGCGGCCAAAGCCCUGGAUGAGGACUGGCCAGAGAAAGUUUCCCUGUGUUCUAUGGCCAAAUAUUUUGCUACAGAAGAAUGCUCAAAAAUUUGUAAUGAAGCUUUACAACUGCAUGGUGGAUAUGGUUAUCUGAAAGACUAUGCUAUACAACAGUAUGUCAGGGACAUUAGGGUACACCAAAUCUUAGAAGGAACAAAUGAAAUAAUGAGACUGUUGAUAUCCAGGGACUUACUAACAGAUGGAGAGAGAAAAUAUUCUUGAUAAUGUAUACAGUUGUAAUCUGCUCUCUUUUUGACAUAAAAAUGUGACCUGGUCAUUUUGAUUUAGUUUAUAGUGAUGAGAUUUUAUGUUUUGAAUCAUGCCAACACUCAAUGCAUUAUAUAUAUCAUUUUGUGCAUAAUAUAUUAUGUGAAUCAGUGAUACCUUUGCCAGUUACAUG
Messenger RNA from Saccostrea cuccullata (small rock oyster), 1496 nucleotides. RefSeq names its product isobutyryl-CoA dehydrogenase, mitochondrial-like. Bases 14 to 1318 code for a protein of 434 amino acids. Lineage: Eukaryota; Metazoa; Mollusca; Bivalvia; Ostreida; Ostreidae. Gene Ontology annotation, biological process: lipid metabolic process. Gene Ontology annotation, molecular function: acyl-CoA dehydrogenase activity; flavin adenine dinucleotide binding. Gene Ontology annotation, cellular component: mitochondrion. The record is from RefSeq and is a predicted model, not a curated record. The transcript has 10 exons.